CCUCCCUGCCUACGCGAGCCCUAGCGCCGCACACUCCCGCCGCCGCACAGCCGCAGGAAGGAGGAGCAGCUGGAGGAGGAAGAUGCCGGCGGGGCACGGGCUGCGGUCGCGGACGCGCGACCUGUUCGCGCGGCCGUUCCGCAAGAAGGGGUACAUCUCGCUCACGACGUACCUGCGCACCUACAAGAUCGGCGACCACGUCGACGUCAAGGUGAACGGCGCCGUGCACAAGGGCAUGCCGCACAAGUUCUACCACGGCCGCACCGGGCGCGUCUGGAACGUCACCAAGCGCGCCAUCGGCGUUGAGAUCAACAAGCAGGUUAAUGGCCGCAUCAUCAGGAAGAGGAUCCAUGUCCGUGUGGAGCAUGUGCAGCCAUCUAGGUGCACUGAGGAGUUCCGCCUGCGGAAAGCCAAGAACGACCAGCUCAAGGCGGAAGCCAAGGCCCGUGGCGAGGUCAUCAGCACCAAGAGGCAGCCAGAGGGACCAAAGCCUGGGUUCAUGGUUGAGGGUGCUACACUUGAGACAGUCACUCCUAUUCCUUAUGAUGUUGUCAAUGAUCUCAAGGGUGGUUACUAGAAUGCUUGUUUCUUGAGGAGAGCUUAAGCCAAAUAGCAACUAUGCUUAUCUGAUUUUUUUUUACUGGUUAGUCUUUGCUGUCUGGACUCUUGCGUAUGUGCCUAUGUGGUUACUGGUUCACAUUAAAGAUUUGAUAUUGUUGAUUUCA
Molecule: messenger RNA, 725 nt
Organism: Phragmites australis (common reed)
Lineage: Eukaryota; Viridiplantae; Streptophyta; Magnoliopsida; Poales; Poaceae
Product: large ribosomal subunit protein eL21z/eL21y-like
Exons: 2
Coding region: 83-577 (164 amino acids)
Biological process (GO): translation
Cellular component (GO): ribosome; cytosolic large ribosomal subunit
Molecular function (GO): structural constituent of ribosome
Source: RefSeq, a predicted model, not a curated record